Rotaria sp. Silwood2 is the source of this 1302-nucleotide messenger RNA. The record is from the annotation of a GenBank genome assembly. NCBI's taxonomy places the organism in Eukaryota, Metazoa, Rotifera, Eurotatoria, Philodinida, Philodinidae.
GGGAUGGUCUGGUCAAUAAUGACAAUUUUUUCGAUAACUCAGCCAUUUCUUGACGGAUCCUUCUCAUCUUCGAACUCGACCGAGACAUUGUUAAGACUGAACUGUGUAGAAAAUUUCAUCACGAUCUGACUCUCCUUUCGAAAGUUAUUGUGUAAACGGCCGGACAUACUGACCGAUUCUAGAGUGUGCUCACUUUUUGAGUACACAAAAAAAAACAUUUCGUUCAAACUUCGAAUUUUCAGCACCUUAAACAAUGUUAAUGUUUAUCGUUUUGUAGAUGUUUCAAUGGAAGUACCACCAGAAUCUAAAAGUGGUGGUAAACGAUUAACUGCUGAUGAAGAUGAUGAAUAUUGUCAAAUACAAGAUUUACUUUGGAGUGAUCCUGAUCCUCAUAGUCGUAAAGGUUGUCGACAUAAUAAUGAAAGAAAUAUAGGUUGUUUUUUUGGUCCAAAUAUAACAGAACAAUUUCUUAAUAAAUAUAAUUAUUCAAUGAUUAUACGUUCACAUCAAGUCAAACAAAAGGGUUAUGAAUAUACACAUAAUGAAAAAGUUUUAACUGUUUUUAGUGCAUCAAAUUAUUGUGGUGGUUUAAAUUGGGGUGCAAUUAUACGGUGGGAUUAUAAUGAACAAGAGCCAUGGUUAAUUUCAUAUAAAACUGAACUCGUUGAAAUGAAAACAUUGAGUUUUAAUAAACAAAUAACAUUAUUUGAAGAUCCAGCUUAUCAAUCAUUAUUGGAAAGAAUUAUGACAAAUAAAAGUUCACUUCAAAAAGAAUUUGAAAAACGAGAUAGAUAUCAAACUAAUCAUAUACCUUUGAAAGUUUGGUCUGAGAUUAUGACGAACGUCCUUCGAAUUGAUUUACCUUGGCUUACAUUACGUUCAAAACUUGUACACGAAGAUAAACAAGGAAUUCUUUAUAAUACUAUGUUCGAUGAAUAUGCUUUAGAUAAUACGAAAUUUCAUUCUAAUUCUGGCAUUAUGGAAGAUUUAUACAUGUGGAAAGAUUUACUUAUACGAUUAUUUAAUUUAAUAGAUCAGGAUCAUUCAGGUUUUAUAAGUCCUAAUGAAUUUUCUGAUGUUCUCAAACUUUUACUUUAUGAUGAAAAUAACACCGAUGGUAUAAAUGAAGCAUAUAUUGAAGAACUUAGUUCUGCUAUGGAUUUAGAUAAAAAUGGAAGAAUUGAUAUUAAUGAAUUUCUUGAAAGUUUUCGUAUUGCUAAUGUGAAGAAUUCUGGAAAACCGAAUUAUCAAACAAAUCAAUCUGAAUCAUCAAAUAAAAAAGUUCAAAAUACGAACUUUUAA